Gasterosteus aculeatus aculeatus (three-spined stickleback) is the source of this 1030-nucleotide messenger RNA. NCBI's taxonomy places the organism in Eukaryota, Metazoa, Chordata, Actinopteri, Perciformes, Gasterosteidae. The record is from RefSeq and is a predicted model, not a curated record.
GAUUUCUGACGGGUUGUUUCGUGAUUACAAAGAAGAAGAAGAAGAAGAAGAAGACCAAAGACUUCCGGGGAAAAUGUUAACACAUGCGCUGUAAAUCUCUGAAGCAGGUGGAGUCAUGACGAGGUGGGCCAGAGCCAACAAUGUCCACAAGCACAAGCCAGCAGAGGCCACGCCGUGGACUCAGCUGAGAGGAGGAGGUCAACACCAAGGCGCCUCUAAACACGGACCCCAGAAAGACAAUCUGGGAGGCGGAGGAGGUGGUGGUGCCCCCCACCGUGUUCCUCACGGGGACCACCUGAGAGGAACCCACCCCAGCGGAUCGGCCGUGAAGAAACCGAACCGGCCGAAGAAGGACUACGUCAGCGAAGACGUCAACGGCUUCCUGGAGUUCCUCCAGCAGAGCGGACAGCCGCUGCCCCGAGGCGACGGAGGAGGGGGGCGGGGCCUGCGGGAGGAGGUGGAGACGGCACUGAAGAAGGACAGGAGAAGAGAGGACCGGAGGGUGAAGAGGCAGAGCGACAAGAGGAGCAACAUGCUGUGCUUUAACUGCAGGAAGCCCGGUCACGGAUUGGCCGACUGUCCGGAGGCGGACCGCGACGAAGAGAUGGGCCGCGGGAUCUGCUACCGCUGCGGCUCCACCGAGCACGAGAUCCAGAGGUGUCGAGCCAAAGUGGACCCGGCUCUGGGGGAACAUCCGUUCGCUAAGUGCUUCAUCUGUGGUCAGACCGGACAUCUGUCCCGAGGCUGCCCGGACAACCCGAAAGGACUCUACGCCCAAGGAGGCUCCUGUCGGGUUUGUGGCUCGGUGGAACAUUUCCAGAAGGACUGUCCUGAGCACCAAGCUGCAACAAGCGCGCUGACCCUCCCCUGGAUGUCCAACAACAUGAGCGCCGACCACGAGGACGUGCACGUCCCCGCCAAGAGCCCCGCCCCCAAGCAGGCCAAAGUGGUGAAGUUCUGACCCCAACACCUCCCCCUCAAAAAAGGCAGCGUUGAUUUGUUUAAUAAAACACAUUUUUUUCAAGUAUGA